CAGAGCGCGAGUACGGCGGUGAAGCGACCAAUCAGAACGCGAGUAUGCCGGUGGAGCGCCCGCGGUAGCGUAUGAGCGCGGCCGCCUAGCGCGUAACCUACGCUCCAUCGGCAUCCUCGCGCUCUGAUUGGUCAACGUUUCCCCUUAAUAUCUCCUCAACGAAAUCGCGGACAACAUUUUCGCUAAGAAAAAAGUUGUUUCAAAUCACCCCCCCAACCUACCCAUUCAAUGACCUCCAACAUUUUUGGGACACCCUGUAUACAGCUUGCGAUUUGACAGCGCGAACACCGAACCGCACCGUACCGUGGUGGGACAAUAAAAAGUCGGUUAAGCUCUCGCAGUAGUGCGCGAGUAUUCGUCGUUAGAUAAACAGUGAUAUUGUCACUCUUAAGUCCGUGCAUUGUCUGCAUUCGAUUUCAGUGCCCUUUUAUUACCAUUGUUUUCUUCGACCGUCAUAAAAGGAAAACAUUACUCAACGCACGUAAAAGAUAAGAGAAACAACGGUCGACAUGGGUGAUAAUAAAACAGAACAUAUUGUCAUGACUCCAAAAUGCAAGACUAUGAAUCCCAUGGUACUGGUAAUAGAAAGACAAGCUAUAGAACCACCAGCAGAAAAUGGAAAUGAUAACAAUGUUUAUAUCGCUGGAGGAGAUCACAAAGGAAUAAUUGUUAACAAACAAACCGUUGCUGUUGCAAACGGCGAAGUUCAUCCGGCGCAUCUUUGCUUGCAAUUCAGAGUAUUUUUAGUGAGUGGUCAAACUGGGAAACACACGCAAGAAUCCAGAACUCUUCAAUUUUGGUUCACAGAUGCUCUUUCAGAGACUGAACGUCCCAGUGUGGCGCAAGAAUUCUUUAGGGAAUUAGUUUGUCCUCAACAAUUUCCACGAGAUUACGUUGGAUUUAUAAUGAAAAUAAUGAAGUUAAUGUUGCACAAGUAUCCCAGCAUUAAAAAGAUAGAAGUAGAAUUGAAACAGCUCGAGGAACCAGUUAAUCUUCCAGCUAGGCCAUCUAAUACUGGUCAUAAACUGUUCACACUUCCUCCAUUAUCCGCAGAUGAAACAGUCAUGGGACAAGUGAUCGAACUGACAUUAGAAAAGGUGUUAGAACUAAUUGAAUCCGCGUAUCCAAAUCCAGUAACGGUUGUUGACUUGGCAAAAGAAUAUGGGUGGGAUCCUUCCGCUGUUGAAAUAAAGUUGAAAGAAUUACAAGAGAAGGGUGUCGUAAAAGCAAUGGAACAUGGAGCAUUCACAAGAGUCGUACACCAAGAUACUCAGAUUCAAGUUGUGAAGCAAAUGCCAACAAUGGCGAGUGCAAAACAACCUACUAUAGCAAUUAUUACAGCGCAGUAUUGUGAAAAGCUUGCAGUAGAUUCCCUGAUCGAAAACAGAGAAACGUUUGUCCGCUAUACUACCGUUGGUACGACAAGCUCAUCAGACGCAACAAAUGGAGUACCGCGCGUGAUAUCCCGUUUUGGAGAAUCAAAUGUUUAUACGUUAGGAAAUAUUGGCGCACACAGAAUUGUAUGCACAAAACUGCCAACUGUAGGUCAUACAAGAGAAGCAAUGACUGCAGCAGGAAAUACAACUACUAGAUUGUUAGGUACAUUUCAAAAAGUAGAUUUCGUUUUUCUAAUUGGAAUUGGAGGAGGUGUACCGCAUUAUACGGAUUACAACAAACAUGUACGACUUGGUGAUGUAGUUGUUUCGUACCCUGCUCCUCUGAACAAGAAAUACAUUUAUGUAUAUUGUGAAAGUGCAAAGGCUAGCGAAAGUGGUGAUUAUCAUUUCGAGACUAAAGAAUAUUGUCCACCAAAUUUAUGUAUUCAAGAAAUUGCUACUAAUCUCAAGGAACAGUCGGAACAUGAGACUAAUCCUCCAUGGCAAGUAUAUCUAAAAGAAGGUUUAGAUAUUCUAAGUAACCAAACGGAGCAUGAUUUUAAACCACCUCCGCCAGAAUCUGAUAAAUUGUACAUGGCUAUUGGCGAAAGAGACGUUAUCGAAGUGGCGCAUCCUACUGCACCUUCGGUCGCAGCAAACAAAAGAACGGAUGGCUGUCCCCGAAUUCACUUAGCACCGGUGGCAUCUGGUAGACAUAUUGCACGCGAUGAUCAGCUUAAGCAGAAAUUUGCAGCUCGUUUUGGAUGUCUCGCCUUCGACGCAGAAAUGGACGCCGUAGUUGAAAGUAUUUUGGGCAAUUGUCGUGAAAGUUUCGCUGUUAUUCGAGGUAUUUCCGAUUACAAAGACGGCUCGCGUAUAAAAGAGUGGCAGCCGUAUGCAUCUUUGGCUGCUGCCAGCGUAAUGAAAUCUAUCAUUUGCGCCAUGGAUCCACCAACUAACGUCUAAUACUUUUCAGAAGCAAUAUAUAGGGUUAAUCGUACAAUGAUUUUCCAUUUCCCAUAUUUCGCAACUUUUCUUUUUGUAUACGGUGGACCAACUAUUUUUAUUAAUGAGAAACAGUGAUAGUCUACAUUGGCGCACUUAAGAAAGUGUAACUUAAUUUCUCUUGUUUUUUAUUUUUAUAUUUAGCAUUGCAUUAAAUGCGAGCUGAAAUAUAAUCCUUUUCUUUCUCGGUCAAGAAGAAAGUAAGAUCGUAAUCAUAGGAUACGAUAGCCAGAAAGUAACGUGCACGAAGUGCAUUUUAUAAUUAAUUAAGAAGAUCGUAGUCGAUACGAUUAAUUUUCUUAGUAUAUAGUAGGAAACAAAACGAAUUCAAUACAAUAUGCUUCCAAAUAAUUUAUACACCGCUCAACAAUUACGUAUCGGACUGAUAAAAAUACUGGUUUAUCUUUUCUUUCUCAAAUUCUUCUCGACACAACUAUUUGAGAACAUUUGAAAAACAUUUUUCACAAUUUGCAUCUUUUUAAAAACGACUUUUAAAUAUUAAUAGUUCGGCAUUUGCAUCGAUUCACGACACUAAUUAAUUUUCUAACGUGUCAUUGUAUCAAUUUGAUAUGAGUUUACGGAUUUUAUAGAUUUAUUUAUAUAUACACUUUAUACUUUUAAUACUAUUUCUAUUAUUCUUUAUUGUAUGAGAGAAAUCGGUACAGUGAUCCUAAGACUGGUGCCAUUUUUCUUUUACGUCGCACAUACGUAAAUUUCAUAAAAUUUUCUUACGUAGGAGAACACUAUAUAAAGUAAGAAAUUAUAAUGUUUGCAAUAGUUAUGUAGUUUAAAUAUUAUUAUAAUAACGAGGCUCUCGAAUAUCAAAUCUUGUCGGACGGGAUCCGAAGUAAAGUAAGUAGGAGAACCAGUGAAAGCUUUAAUUGAAGCCUCGUAGUCAUCAAGGCAAUUUAAAUAUAGAAGUGCAAAGUAAAAUUUGUAUUUAGCGCCACUUUUAUUUUUAUUUUAUUCUAAAUCUAAUUAAAGUCAACUAAAUCUAAUUCAGUCACUAUUUCUGCAAAAUCUUCAAAGUUUUGCACGAUCGAAAUGGUAUAAGUUUAAAAUUUCACAAGUAUAGUUCAGAACACAUCUUUCUUUUACAUUUUUGUUACGUCGAAAGUUUAAUAUUACUUUAAUCUUGCUAAAUACAAUUAAACCUUUGCGGGGCGGUAUACACACCAAAUAUAUUGGAAAAUGUACAAUUAAUUAAUAUUAAUUAAAGUGCCAAUGUGUUCAAUAAAUUUGGUUAACGUAAAGGAGAUGAGAAUUUUUCUAAAAGAUACGUAACCAGGAGAUACUUUUUAAGUCAAUUAAUAAUAUAUAUAUCAUGACUCAGUAGUUUGACUUUAAACUGAAAACUUUGUUCUUUUAACAAUUUGUCAGUUUAAAUGUCAAAUACUGACUACUCUUUUCGUAUCUUCAAUAUCUCAUUCUCAUCUUUUAGAGUAAGGUUCUCAUCGCCUGCAAGAGGAACCAAUACUGAAUUACACUGUCUUUUAAAAAUUCAGAUGUGGAUUGUUCGCAUCUUUGAAAAUCAUUUCGAAAGGUUUCAAUGAUAUUGAAAAAAAAUUUGUUAAUAACAUUAAAUAUAACUUCCUCGCAUUUCAACAAUUUUAUAGAUUCUAAAGCACAGGGUAGCAUACGAAAACUUUAUAUUUAAGUGGCAUUUAAAUAUUGGACUCGAGCAUAAAUCUAAACAAUUAGAAAGAUACGGAUACAGAUAGCAGCAUCAAAACGAGUUUCCAAAAUGUCACCGACUGCAUUCUCAGUGGGACUUAAACAAUAAUUGAAAAUCCUUAUUUAUUUAUUUAUUUAUUUGUUGGUUUUUGAAAACGUUUAUAUUCUAGAAAAAUAUAAGUAAGGCUCUCGAACUGUACAACGCAUAGAAAAGAUUUUCCUUUCUGGUCGAGGAUGUUAUUUAUUUUGUAUUAUUUUAGGAAUACAUUGUUAAAUAUUUAAAAUACAAAAAAAGAAGAAGUAAAUGAUAGAUCUAUAAAAAUAGAAGAACCUCAGAUCAAUAUAAUCGAUGAAAGAAUCACUUGUUGCAUAGAAGCACAGUUUUGAAAUUCUAUAUUGAAUAGAGAGCGAGUUGAAUAUUAUCACAUACACGUUAUAAAGGAUUUUCCAUAAAGGACUUUAAGAUUUUGUUUUUUUAAUAAGACACAAACAAUAUGGAAUAUAUCCAAGUUUCAUAUUUAAAAUGGAAGUGAUGCUAUCACACGCAUUUUGUUAUUGAACAAACAAAAUUUUAGAGCCCAUUUUGGAGAGCACUUUAAUAUAAAUAUACACAAAUACGUAAAUAUAGAUGAACACCUACUUAAGGUAUUUAAUAUAUAAUGUAUAAAUCGUGAAUUUUAUUAUGUCGUGAAACUUUAAAUUCGAUUUACCUCAUGAUAGAUUCCUACUUAAGGCCUAAAUAUUAACUAUGCAACAAACACUUUGUUAUUACGUUUAAGCGAGGCUCUCAAGCUUCGAGCUUCCAACUGCGUAUUUACAUAUACUUGCGUUUGUAUUGCGCAGUUUCAACGCUAGUCGCACUAUUGUGUUUUCCGUCUAUUUAUAUGUAGGAUUUAAUGUUAAGUAACAAAUGCUAUGUGUACAUGUACGUCCAUUUAGUUUCUAUUUAAAAGAAAUUUAUUAGUCUCUGCGAUGAACAUAGAAUCCCAACGAAUCUCGAUUUUAUCUGCUUAACAGUUCAUGAUUGUCACAAGUCAAUAGUUCAAGAAACGAUGCUGACCAUUUUACCCUAUUUAAGAUUUUAAAAUCUACUUAAAAGUGCUUAAAAGCUUUGGAAAAGAGAAUCUUGCUUCAAGCUUGUAAACGAGUAGUCUUCCUGCCAAACAAAGGGAUUCGUUGUUAAUGUCUUGACAUAAGUGCAUGGUACUUGAGCUUAGACAUCGUUUAUUUAGAAUGAAAAAGUGUUCAAUGUGCUUAACACGUUAAGCGCCAAGCUUAUUUUGUUAUUAUUGCACGCUACUAUGUAAUCUCAUUACAAUUUAUAUACUACAAUGUGUAUUUUUAUUGGCUUUUUCAGAAAUGCUUCUUUCUUCAGUCGGUUACCAUUGAUUCAUGUUCUGAUGUAAUUGGAAAAGAUUAUUUUCUGUCCAUUACAUUGAAAAUAUCAACACAAAAUGUGUGUCGAAGUGGGUCAAAUCAAAUUAGUUCUUCUAAAACAAUAUCGUAGAGCGUAUUUUGAGAACAUUUUUAUGAUCUUCAACGCAUUUAAUGUAACAUUUAACUUAAGAAUAUAAUAUUUCAAAUUGUACAUCACUAACAAGAAGUCAAUGGUGACUGAUGCAACGCUUAACGUGUUAACAGUUUCAGAAAUAAGAAUCUUGCUUCAAGCUUGUAAACAAGUAGUCUUCCUGCCAACAAAAAGAUUCGUUGUUAAGAUCUUAAAAUAAGUCCUUGGUAUUUGAGCUUAGACAUCGUCUAUCUAGUAUAGACAAGUGUUCGAUGUGGUUAAUAAUAUGGGUGCUGUCAAAACAUUUCAUAAUUUUAUCUCGAUAUCUUAAUUUGUGAUGUCAUCAGAAUCGAGGCAUAUAUGAAAAUAUGGAAGAUAUGAUAUAAUUCAUGAUACAAUAUAACUUUAUAUAUCCUUCGGAAGGAUAUAAUUUACCCUUGUGAUUUCAUCGAGAUGACAUCUUUACAUCCAAAUAGUUUGAAUUAAUAAGCUAAAAAUUUGUUUUUAAAAAUAAGCGUAACAUAUUCCAAUUUCUAUAAUCAUCCCAUGCAUAUCGCUGUUUAUAAAUAAAAUGAAAUUAAACAAUGUUUAGAAAAGUAAUGCUAGGAUCGAGUGGAAAACCAAAAGUAUAAUAGUAUACUAUUUUGCGAAUGUUUUGGUUGCACCCAUGACUAAAUAGUAAGGUUUUAUUAGGGUUGUAAUUACUGUGGGAGAAAAGGAAACAGUAAUGUAUUUAAGUGUGAGUUAACGCUGGAAGAGAAACUGUGAUAAUAUCUAGGUUUUUCUGAGCGAGAUAAAGGAAUAUAUGUGUUAGUUUAUGGAAAUACUGUUUGAUAAAAGCAUGGCGACUGUUGCAAUGCGUUUCCACUGGCAGGAUAAGCAAUGUAGAUUUUUGUCGUCAUGUGAUCUGUCAUAAUACGUUCAAGUCUACGUGGAAGGCACCACACACCCGAUAUGCACAUUGAUCUAUUCUAACAAUACGGAGGGCCAUAUAGUAUAAAUAAUCUAAACAUUCUUUAGAAUUUCAUUUCCUUAUGACAUAGAUUGUUAAGGAAGUAUGUAUAACGAAAGUGAAUAUAAAUGAGUUCUGGAAUCAAAAAACUA
Messenger RNA from Hylaeus anthracinus, 6666 nucleotides. RefSeq lists its product as uncharacterized. Gene Ontology annotation, molecular function: catalytic activity. Gene Ontology annotation, biological process: nucleoside metabolic process. Bases 510 to 2342 code for a protein of 610 amino acids. Lineage: Eukaryota; Metazoa; Arthropoda; Insecta; Hymenoptera; Colletidae. The record is from RefSeq and is a predicted model, not a curated record. The transcript has 13 exons.